AUGGCAUCUUCCCGAAUCAUCUCCCACUCUCAACCCAAUCUCCACCGUCACUCUCCCCUCUUUGACUCAACCAAACCUCUCCCCUCCCUCAAUCUCAGCCUUCUCCCUAAACGACACCGUAACCUCCGCAUUCGCGCUUCCCUCCGCGGCCACAGGGUUAGCGACGUCUCAAACGACGCCGUUGAAUUGCAAACUAGCGCCGUCUCAAACGACGUCGUUUCCAAAGAUCCGCCCUCUCUUCCUCGACCUUUGUCUUCGAAUCAGUUAUCUAUUGCUGUUUCCGAUGGUUCGGGGCUUCGUGUUGCGUAUCAGGGGGUUCAAGGUGCUUAUAGUGAAUCUGCUGCUCAAAAAGCUUACCCUAAUUGUGAAGCUGUGCCCUGUGAGCAAUUUGACACCGCUUUUGAAUCUGUUGAAAGGUGGCUUGUGGACAGAGCAGUUUUGCCAAUUGAGAAUUCUUUAGGAGGGAGCAUCCAUAGGAAUUAUGAUCUUUUACUCAGGCACAGGCUACAUAUUGUAGGAGAAGUAAAAUAUGCAGUCCAUCACUGUUUGAUGGCCAACCAUGGUAUUAGACUUGAGAAUUUGAAGCGCGUUCUUAGUCAUCCUCAGGCUCUUGCACAAUGUGAGAACACCUUGACAAAAUUGGGCUUAGUCAGAGAAGCAGUUGAUGAUACAGCCGGUGCUGCAAAGCAUGUUGCUUUCCAUAAACUACAAGAUGCAGGAGCUGUUGCUAGCUCAGCUGCCGCCAAGAUCUAUGGCUUAAAUAUACUUGCUCAAGACAUCCAGGACGAUAGUGAUAAUAUCACUCGGUUUUUAGUGUUGGCGCGAGAGCCUAUACUUCCAGGCAAUGACAAGCCAUUUAAGACAAGCAUAGUUUUCUCUUUAGAAGAGGGGCCUGGGAUGCUUUUCAAGGCCCUUGCUGUUUUUGCGCUGCGUCAAAUUAAUCUUUCAAAGAUUGAAAGCCGUCCUUUGCGGAAGCAACCUCUUAGAACAUCUGAUGAUAACAACAAUAGGUAUCCCAAGUACUUUGAUUAUAUUUUCUAUAUUGACUUUGAAGCAUCAAUGGCUGAUCAGAAUGCACAAAAUGCCUUAAGGCAUCUAAUGGAGUUUGCUACAUUCUUGCGGGUGCUGGGGAGUUAUCCUAUGGACACUAGCACGGCGUAA
Molecule: messenger RNA, 1161 nt
Organism: Vicia faba (fava bean)
Lineage: Eukaryota; Viridiplantae; Streptophyta; Magnoliopsida; Fabales; Fabaceae
Source: the annotation of a GenBank genome assembly